Messenger RNA from Fusarium falciforme, 1227 nucleotides. RefSeq lists its product as hypothetical. NCBI's taxonomy places the organism in Eukaryota, Fungi, Ascomycota, Sordariomycetes, Hypocreales, Nectriaceae. The record is from RefSeq and is a predicted model, not a curated record. The coding region runs from base 1 to 1227 and encodes 408 amino acids. The transcript has 4 exons.
AUGGCGACCUCCACGGACCAGUAUCGCCAAUACCCACCGCCGUCGAAUUAUCCGGCCCAGCAAUAUCAGCAGCAGCCUUAUCAGCAGCAGCAGCAGCAACAACAGCAGCCGUACUAUCAAAACUCCCAGACCCAGCCCCAGUCUCAGUCCCAGUCCCAGCCGCGCCGGACCUCACAGAACCCACCCGCCGAUCAUCGAACCUUCAGUUUCCAUUCUCAACGAUCGCAUAAGAGCUCUGGGAGCAAGGAUUUGCAGGAAACACACGCAGAGAAGGAAGCAAAACGUCUACACAGCAAAGCCGACCCUACCUUGGCUAUCAGCGAAGCAGAGCCAUCUGUUGUCGCCGCCAUGAUGACCGAGUCGACUUUUGCGCCUCUGCGCUCAGUACAACACAAAGAUACAUACGGAAACGCCAUCGCCGAUCCUGACAAGUCGAACCCUACUCGAAACAGAUGGGAACGCCCGCUAGACACAAUUCGAAGUUUCGAGGCGGCGAUUGACGGUGGUUACUCACGCAAGUCGCUCUAUCGAGCGGAGACAGACUCACAAGCCAAUUGGAACCGACGCAACAGUUCUUUUACCAACCAAUCUCGUUAUCCUCACGACAGCUACUAUGGUCGACCUGCGUCUCUCAGGCCCGAAAACUCCCACUACGAGUCGGGACCUCCCCGAAGCAGCUACUUUGAUGGGCAGGCUUACAACAACGGUUACGGGACCGGGCCGUCGCGGCAACGGAUGUCUAGGUUACAGUCGGAGCCACAGUACCAAAACCACGGACGUGACCAGAACAUUUACCCUCUGCCUCACAAGGAUCGAUCAUAUGAGACCGUGACAUCUGCAGCGGGCAGCGGCAACUCGGAUCAGGCAGGAUACCAGACGGACCCCACGAGCAGCGACAACAGCUCGAUCGAUCGGACAAUGCCGGCUAAGCGCCGCGAACCUUUUAAUGAGCAUGGCUCCGCUCCCAAUAUGGCACAGCAACCGUAUCAGUCCCGACCCUGGCCGGGCUCCGGCGCUAAUGGAAACGGAAAACAACCACAAGGACCGCCGUCUCCACAGGCGCGACCUGCUGCAGCACAACAGCCACCAGCUGCGGCUCAGAAACCGAAACACGCGCUUCUGAGGCGGACGUCGACGCAACAGUCGCAACAGUUGCAACGACCUGGGUCUGAGAGUGGCGAAAAGCGUAAGAGUUGGUUCGCCCGCCGGUUCAGCAAAAACACUUGA